AUGGAACUCCCCUUUGUGUCCCCGGAAACUACCAACUUCCGUCGGUUCACUCCAGAGUCACUGGUGGAAAUUGAGAAGCAAAUUGCUGCCCAACAGGCAGCAAAGAAAGUCAAAAAGACACAUCAGAAGCAGAAGGACGAAGAAGAGAAGCCUCGGCCUCAGCUGGACUUGAAAGCCUGCAACCAGCUGCCCAAGUUCUAUGGUGAGCUCCCAGCAGAACUGAUCGGGGAGCCCCUGGAGGACCUAGACCCCUUCUACAGGACGCACCGGACAUUUAUGGUGCUGAACAAAGGAAGGACCAUUUCCCGGUUUAGUGCCACCCGGGCCUUGUGGCUAUUCAGUCCCUUCAACCUGAUCAGAAGAACAGCCGUCCAAGUGUCUGUCCACUCAUAUCCUUUGUGGUUCACUGUAUUUAUUACCAUCACUAUUCUGGUCAAUUGUGCGUUCAUGACCCAAAAUGAACUUCCAGAGAAACUUGAGUAUGUCUUCACUGGCAUUUAUACCUUUGAAGCUUUGAUAAAGAUACUGGCAAGAGGAUUUUGUCUAAAUGAAUUCACUUACCUGCGAGACCCGUGGAACUGGCUGGACUUCAGUGUCAUUUCCCUGGCAUACGUCGGCGCAGCCAUAGAUAUCCGAGGGAUCUCAGGCCUGCGGACCUUCCGAGUUCUUAGAGCUUUGAAAACCGUUUCUGUGAUUCCAGGGCUGAAGGUCAUUGUGGGUGCCCUGAUACACUCGGUGAGGAAGCUGGCUGAUGUAACCAUCCUCACCGUCUUCUGCCUGAGUGUCUUUGCCCUGGUGGGCCUGCAGCUCUUCAAGGGCAACCUCAAGAACAAAUGUGUCAGGAAUGGCACAGCUUCUGAUGAGGCUACCAAUUACUCCUCAUCCCCCAGGAAAUAUGAGUACAUUACAAAGGAAGGCACUUCUGAUACCCUGCUGUGUGGUAAUGGAUCUGAUGCAGGCCAUUGCCCUGAAGGUUCAAUCUGCCUUAAAACUGGUGAUAACCCAGAUUUUAACUACACCAGCUUCGACUCCUUUAUUUGGGCUUUCCUCUCACUGUUCCGCCUCAUGACACAGGACUCCUGGGAACGCCUCUACCAGCAGACUCUCAGGGCUUCUGGGAAAAUGUAUAUGGUCUUUUUCGUACUUGUCAUCUUCCUGGGAUCUUUCUACCUGGUCAACUUGAUCUUAGCUGUGGUCACCAUGGCAUAUGAGGAGCAGAACCAGGCAACGAUUGCCGAAAUUGAAGCAAAGGAGAAGAAGUUCCAGGAGGCUCUCGAGAUGCUCCGCAAGGAGCAGGAGGUGCUGGCAGCACUGGGGAUUGACACAGCCUCUCUCCACUCUCACAGUGGAUCACCGUUAGCCUCCAAAAAUACCAAUGAGAAAAGGUACAGGAUGAAGUCCAGAGUGUCAGAGGGCUCCACAGAUGAUAACAGAUCACACCAAUCUGAACCUUACAACCAGCGCAGGAUGUCUUUCCUAGGCCUCACUUCUGGGAGACGCCGGGCUAGCCAUGGCAGUGUGUUCCAUUUUCGAGCACCAGGACAAGACAUCUCAUUCCCUGAUGGUAUCACAGACGAUGGAGUCUUUUCUGGAGACCAUGAAAGUCAUCGAGGCUCCCUGCUGCUAGGUAGGGGUGCUGGACAGCAAGUCCCCCUCCCCAGGAGCCCACUGCCUCAACCACCCAACCUUGGCUCUGGGCAUGAAGAAGAGGGACACCCCACGCUGCCCAUGAGUGAGCUUGCUCCUGGAGCCACUGAUGUUUUGGCAUGCGAUGCAGGACAGAAAAAGACUUUCUUGUCAGCAGAAUACUUGAAUGAACCUUUUCGAGCCCAAAGGGCAAUGAGUGUUGUCAGUAUCAUGACCUCAGUCAUUGAGGAACUCGAGGAGUCAGAACAGAGGUGCCCACCCUGCCUGAUCAGCUUGGCUCAGAAGUAUCUGAUCUGGGAGUGUUGCCCCACGUGGCUGAAGCUUAAGACUUUUCUCUUUGGGCUGGUGACGGACCCCUUUGCGGAGCUCACCAUCACCUUGUGCAUUGUGGUGAACACUGUCUUUAUGGCCAUGGAGCACCACGGCAUGAGCGGCGGCUUUGAGUCCAUGCUGCAAACAGGCAACAUUGUCUUUACCACAUUUUUUACUGCUGAAAUGGUCUUCAAAAUCAUUGCCUUUGACCCCUACUAUUACUUCCAGAAGAAGUGGAAUAUCUUUGACUGCAUCAUUGUCACUGUGAGCCUGUCGGAGCUGGGUGUGGCCAAGAAGGGGAGCUUGUCUGUGUUGCGGACCUUUCGCUUGCUACGCGUCUUCAAGCUGGCCAAGUCCUGGCCAACUUUAAACACCCUCAUCAAAAUCAUCGGCAACUCAGUGGGGGCGCUGGGGAACCUGACUCUCAUCUUGGCCAUCAUCGUCUUCAUCUUUGCUCUGGUUGGCAAGCAGCUCCUUGGGGAGGACUACGAGCACUACCGACAUUUCAUCACUCCGCCAGGUGACGAUUGGCCCCGCUGGCACAUGCAUGACUUCUUCCACUCAUUCCUGGUUGUCUUCCGGAUCCUCUGUGGAGAGUGGAUUGAGAACAUGUGGGCCUGCAUGCAGGUCAGCGAGGAUUCCGUCUGCCUCGUCCUCUUCUUGACCGUGAUGGUGCUGGGGAACCUGGUGGUACUCAACCUUUUCAUUGCCCUGCUGCUGAAUUCCUUCAGUGCUGACAACCUCACAGCACCAGAGGAUGAUGGGGAGGUCAACAACCUACAGGUGGCCCUGGCACGGAUCCAGGUGUUUGGCCAUCACACAAAGCAGGCCAUUCGAAGCUUCUUCAGUAAGCCCUGCCAGCUCCCCUGGCCCAAAACAGGACCCACGCUGGUGGUGAAGCCCCCAGUGUCCAGCUCCAAAGCUGAGAACCAUACUGCUGCUGAUGCUGCCGUGGUGAGCCCUGGGCCACUGCCGGUUCUCAGAAGCUCCAGGGAGGACCACAGUGACUUUGUCACCAACCCUAAUGUGUGGGUCUCUGUGCCCAUUGCUGAGGGUGAAUCCGAUCUCGAUGAUGUGGAAGAUGAUGGUGAGCAGGGUGGUCAGAGCUCCUGGCAGAAAGUGAACCCCAAGGAGCAGCAGGAGCACCUGCAGCAAGUCAGGAGGUAUGAGGGCUACCUGGCAUCCAGGAGCCCAGGCUCUGGAACAUCCUCUGAGGACCUGACUCCAUACCUAGGUGAUAGGUGGAAAGACAAGGCUGUUCAUCAGAUCCCUGCAGAGGGGGUGGAUGACACGAGCAGCUCAGAGGGCAGCACAGUGGAUUGCCCAGAUCCCGAGGAGAUACUGAGGAAGAUCCCUGAGCUGGCGGAUGUCCUGGAGGAACCAGAUGACUGCUUCACAGAAGGCUGCAUCCGCCACUGCCCCUGCUGCCAAGUGGAUGUCACCAAGUUUCUGUGGGUGGUGGGCUGGCAGCUGCGCAAGACCUGCUACCGCAUCGUGGAGCACAGCUGGUUCGAGAGCUUCAUUAUUUUCAUGAUCCUGCUGAGCAGUGGAGCGCUGGCCUUUGAAGACUGUCACUUGGACCAGAAGCCUGUGGUGAAAUCUUUGCUGGAAUACACUGACAGGGUGUUCACCUUUAUCUUUGUGUUUGAGAUGCUGCUCAAGUGGGUGGCCUAUGGCUUUAAGAAGUACUUCACCAACGCCUGGUGCUGGCUGGAUUUCCUCAUUGUGAAUGUCUCACUGACAAGCCUCAUAGCAAAGAUCCUGAACUAUUCUGAUGUGAAAUCUAUCAAAGCCCUUCGGACCCUCCGUGCCCUGCGGCCCCUGAGGGCUCUGUCUCGAUUCGAAGGAAUGCGGGUUGUGGUGGAUGCCCUGGUGGGCGCCAUCCCAUCCAUCAUGAACGUCCUCCUGGUCUGCCUCAUCUUCUGGCUCAUCUUCAGCAUCAUGGGGGUGAACCUCUUCGCCGGGAAGUUCGGGAGGUGCAUCGAUAUCAAUAAAGGAUUCUCUCUUGUCAAUUCUUCAAUUGUGGGCAAUAUGUCUGAGUGUGUGAAUCAAAACAACACUGGCCACUUAUUCUGGGUUAACAUGAAAGUCAACUUUGAUAAUGUCGCAAUGGGUUACCUCGCACUUCUUCAGGUGGCAACCUUCAAAGGCUGGAUGGACAUCAUGUAUGCAGCUGUCGACUCUCGAGAUGUUGGCAGUCAACCCAAGUGGGAGUACAAUUUGUACAUGUACUUGUACUUCGUCGUAUUCAUCAUUUUCGGUGGCUUCUUCACACUGAAUCUGUUUGUUGGAGUCAUAAUUGACAACUUCAAUCAACAGAAAAAAAAGUUAGGGGGCCAGGACAUCUUCAUGACAGAGGAGCAGAAGAAGUAUUACAAUGCCAUGAAGAAGCUGGGCUCCAAGAAACCCCAGAAGCCCAUCCCUCGGCCCCUGAACAAGUACCAGGGCUUUGUCUUUGACAUCGUCACCAAGCAAGCUUUUGACAUCACCAUUAUGGUACUCAUUUGCCUCAACAUGGUCACCAUGAUGGUGGAGACCGAUGAGCAGAGUGAAGAAAAGACAAAAAUCCUCGGCAAAAUCAAUCAGUUCUUUGUGGCUGUCUUCACAGCAGAGUGUGUCAUGAAGAUGUUUGCCUUACGGCAAUAUUACUUCACCAAUGGCUGGAAUGUGUUUGACUUCAUCGUAGUGCUCCUUUCCAUUGGGAGUCUGGUAUUUUCUGCAAUUCUUACAUCAAUUGAAAGUUACUUCUCCCCAACACUCUUCCGAGUCAUCCGCCUAGCCCGAAUCGGCCGCAUCCUCAGGCUGAUCCGAGCAGCCAAGGGGAUCCGCACGCUGCUCUUUGCUCUCAUGAUGUCCCUGCCUGCCCUCUUCAACAUCGGGCUGCUGCUCUUCCUUGUCAUGUUCAUCUAUUCCAUCUUUGGCAUGUCCACCUUUCCCAAUGUGAGGAGGGAGGCUGGCAUUGAUGACAUGUUCAACUUCCAGACAUUUGCCAACAGCAUGCUCUGCCUCUUCCAGAUCACCACAUCCGCUGGCUGGGAUGGCCUCCUCAGCCCCAUCCUCAACACUGGGCCACCCUAUUGCGACCCUGACCUGCCCACCAGCUGUGGCUCCAAGGGGAACUGUGGAAGCCCAGCUGUGGGCAUCAUUUUCUUCACCACCUACAUCAUCAUCUCAUUCCUUAUUGUGGUCAACAUGUACAUUGCAGUGAUUCUGGAGAAUUUCAAUGUAGCCACUGAAGAGAGCACUGAGCCCCUGAGUGAGGAUGACUUUGACAUGUUCUACGAGACCUGGGAGAAGUUUGACCCAGAGGCCACCCAAUUUAUUACCUUUUCUGUCCUGUCAGAUUUUGCAGACACUCUCUCUGGUCCUCUGCGAAUCCCAAAACCCAAUCGGAAUAUAUUAAUCCAGAUGGACCUGCCCUUAGUCCCUGGAGAUAAGAUCCACUGCUUGGACAUUCUUUUUGCCUUCACCAAGAAUGUGCUGGGAGAAUCUGGGGAGUUGGAUUCUCUGAAGGCAAAUAUGGAGGAGAAGUUUAUGGCAACGAAUCUUUCAAAAGCAUCCUAUGAACCAAUAGCAACAACCCUCCGGUGGAAGCAAGAAGAUAUCUCAGCCACUGUCAUUCAAAAAGCCUAUCGAAGCUAUGUGCGGCACCGCUCCUUGACAGUCCGCAGCCCCUCGAGCAUUCCCAGGGCUGAGGAGGUUGCCAUAUCACUCCCGGAUGAAGGCUUUGUUGCAUUCAUGGCAAAUGACAAUUGUAUGCUCCCAGACAAAUCUCAAACUGCAUCUGCCACAUCUUUCCCACCAUCCUAUGACAGUGUCACCAGAGGCCUUAGUGACAGAGUUAACGUAAGCACAUCCAGCUCAAUGCAAAAUGAAGAUGAGGGCCCCAAUAAGGAGGUGACCACCCCCCGGCCCUAG
This is a messenger RNA of Castor canadensis (American beaver), 5877 nucleotides long. Lineage: Eukaryota; Metazoa; Chordata; Mammalia; Rodentia; Castoridae. The record is from RefSeq and is a predicted model, not a curated record.